AUGCUUUCAUCCUCAAGAAGAUUUUUUGCUUCUAAGAUAGACUUAAUCUUAAAUCAACAGGUGCUUGGCCUUAUUGGUUACGCAGUCUCUAAGGACCUUAGUGUGCUUCAUCUGCUUUGCGAGAACUCUAUUGGUCGCCUCUCGGCUGAGAUGAAUUGAUUGACAAGCUAGUUCAAGCUUUAUCUUGCUUCUCCUUCUGCUUCUAAUUCCAUAGACAGCUAAAGUGUGCGCGUUCUCGGCUCAAGUGUUGAGUAGGCAAAACUAUGGACUUCUGCAGUACUACAUUGGGCGAUUGAGAAGCAGCAUGAUCAAAUCCAGUCUAGCGAGUACUAAAGUACCCUCUUUCGGGAGCUACAAAUAAAGAUUAGCUCCUAACUCCCCCCCCCCCUCCGUGAGCGAACAAAAAAAUUUUUGUUCGCUCACGGAGGGGGGUUAAAUUUUUUUUUUUAAAAAAAAUUUAUAUAUAAAUUUUAUAAAAAAAAAUAUUUUUUUCGAAAUUUAAAAAAAUCCUAAUUUGCAAAAAUUGGGAAGCAAAUAUUAAUUUAAUUUGCAAAAUUUAUGUUUUAAAACGCAAUUUGUUUAAAAUUAAACAGAAUUAGCUCUAGAUUUCAUUAUACUAAUUAUCACUUAUAUAUCAAAAUUUUUUUUUCCAUUAAAAUUUUUUCUAUUAAAAAAAUUUUUGUUCACUCACGGAGGGUGGGUUUUUGGUCAAAAAAUGGCGAUUUUUCUAAUGGUUUUGUUCGCUCACGGAGGGGGGGGGGAGUAAGGCCUAGGCAAUAACCCCCGGCUUCACGGUAGAGAAUGGCCAGAGUCCUGAAGGACAUUGUACUAUCUCAAUUUACAACUACAGGGACCAAGUCAAAACUUACCCUAAAUACACCAACAGUAAACCGGCUUAGAUUCUUUGACUGGUUCCUCACCAAAUUCGCCUUUCCUAUAAGGUUGUGAAAAUUGCAUUAAGAGAUAGGGUGUGUGUAUACCCGCCAUUAUAUAUGUGCUUCUAACUCCCCCCCUCCGUGAGCGAACAAAACCAUUAGAAAAAUCCCUAUUUUUUGCCCAAAAACCCACCCUCUGUGAGCAAACAAAAAUUUUUUUAAUUGAAAAAUAUUUAAGGAAAAAAAAUUGAUAUAUAAGUGAUAAUUAUUAUAAUCAAAUCUCUAGCUAAUUCUGUUUAAUUUAAACAGCUUGCAUUUUAAAAUAUAAAUUUUACAAAUUAACUUCUUAAUUUUCACAAAUUAGAAUUUUUUAAAUUUUGAAAAAAAAAAUUCUAUAAAAUUUUCUAUAUAAAUUUUUUUAAAAAAAACAAAUUAACCCCCCGUGAGCAAACAAGAUUUUUUGUUCGCUCACAGAGGGGGGAGUAAGAUAUUCAACUCAUCAGCCGAGGCCGUGGCUGACAUGAAGAGCGGGAUGGCAGUCAUGAUAGCAGGCUUUGGGCUUUGCGGAGUCCCAGAAAAUCUGUUGAGAGCAGUGCACGACUUGAAAAUCAACAAUCUCAAACUCAUCACCAACACCUCAGGCACUAAUGAAUUUGGGCCUGGACUUUUGAUCAAGGACAGGAUGGCUUCAAGUAUUCACUGUUCCUACCUUGGAGGAAACGAAACCUUGGAAAAUCAGUAUUUGAAUGGCGAAAUUGAGCUUGACCUCAUUCCUCAAGGAUCGUUGGCUGAAAGACUUAGAGCAGGCGCAUGCGGCAUUUCAGCUUUCUACACCCAUACUGGUGCUGGCAGUUUGGUUGAAGAAGGAGGCUUUGUACAGAAGUUUGGACCAGGAGGGAAAACAGUAGAGAAGAUCUCUGCCCCAAGGGAGGUCAGAAUCUGGGGAGGUAAAAAAUACAUCCUCGAAGAAGCGCUCAGAGGAGACGUUGGCCUUAUCAAGGCUUGGAAAGCAGACACUGAGGGCAACUUGAUUUACAGAAAGACUGCUAGGAAUUUCAACCCUGACAUUGCUGGGUCUUCAAAAAUCACGAUUGCAGAAGUCGAAGAAAUCGUCCCUGCUGGCACUUUCGACCCAGACCAGAUCCAUACUCCUGGUAUUUUCGUUCAUAGAAUCGUUAAAGGUGAGUAUUUCGAAAAGCCAAUUGAAAGGCUGGCUCUUAAUACUGGAGAUAAAAUUCAGCUUCCUGGGACUCCUGAACAAAUCAGGAAACGUGAGAGAAUUGCCAAAAGAGUUUCCAAAGAAAUCAAGGACGGAAUGUAUGUGAACUUGGGGAUUGGAAUGCCAACCUUAGUGCCAAACUACUUACCAAAGGGCAUCAAAAUUGUGCUACAUGGUGAAAACGGACUGCUAGGAAUAGGACCAUACCCGAAAUCAGGUGAGCAAGAUCCAGACGUUAUUAAUGCAGGCAAAGAAACUAUCACAAUGGUGCAGGGCUCUUCAAUUUUCUCAAGCAGCACUAGCUUCGCUAUUGUUCGUGGCGAUCAUCUUAAUUUAACUAUUCUCGGAGGGCUACAAGUGUCCCAGGAUGGAGAUCUUGCAAACUGGAUUGUCCCAGGCAAAAUGGUGAAGGGUAUGGGAGGAGCUAUGGACUUAGUUGACAGCCACUCGAAAUGCAUUGUCUGUAUGGAGCACACUUCUAAAGGAGCUCCAAAGAUCCUCAAAAAAUGUUCUCUCCCACUAACAGGCAAGAAAGUUGUAAGAAUGCUUGUGACCGAGUACGGAGUUUUCGAAUUCCGAAGAGACACUGGAAUGACUCUCGUUGAAAUCGCUAAUGACAUCACUCUUGAUAAACUGAAAGAAAUUACAGGUGCCCAGUUCUACAUUGGAUCUGAUUUGAAGAAGAUCGAAGAAUAA
Messenger RNA from Blepharisma stoltei, 2790 nucleotides. The record is from the annotation of a GenBank genome assembly. Lineage: Eukaryota; Ciliophora; Heterotrichea; Heterotrichida; Blepharismidae.